GUGAUCGGAUUAUACGAAGCGGAAAAAUCGAACGUUAGCACAAGUGUUCCGUUUUAGUGACAACAUGCGACAAAGUGCGCGCUUAUGCCAUAGAGUGAGUGUUAUAUUAUAGUGAAAUAUUAAAAUGGGUGGAACACAGUCAUACCCCGGUCUAACUCAAGACCUUCUUGAGGAUUACGCUGCACUGACUUAUUUGAGUAAAGGAGAAAUUGUUUAUUUAAUGAAGAAGUUCUACUCGAUAGAUCCGGAAAAGCUGAAGGCAAACCCGAACCAUCGGUUUAGUAAAGAAGAUAUUAUUAAGAAGUUUCACGUGUUAGAAAAUAAUCCUUUCCAAGAUCGCAUAUUCCGCGUGUUUUCAUCGCAGAGGGAUAACUGUUUCUCUUUCGAAGAUAUGCUGGACCUGUACUCGGCGGUGAGUUCCGACUGCCCUAGGGAAGUGAAAGCUGUUUGGGCGUUCAGAAUAUAUGAUAUAAACGAAGACAAUCAAAUUACAAAGAGUGAUAUCAUAGAAAUUCUGGACCGUUUGACUGGGCACCUCAACGAUCGCAAUGACGGCCUCGAAUCCCAAUCUAAAAUAAAGAUCGCUAAAUUGAUUUUAGAAGAACUUUCUCUAGACAACACCGGCAGCAUUGGACUAUCAGAAUUUAAAAUUAUGAUGGCCAGAAUACCGGAAUUCGCGAAUUCUUUUUAUUUUAGACUAUAACAAUAAAAGCUACGUAAGCAAG
Pectinophora gossypiella (pink bollworm) is the source of this 725-nucleotide messenger RNA. RefSeq names its product calcium and integrin-binding family member 2-like. The coding region runs from base 125 to 703 and encodes 192 amino acids. The record is from RefSeq and is a predicted model, not a curated record. The transcript has 5 exons. NCBI's taxonomy places the organism in Eukaryota, Metazoa, Arthropoda, Insecta, Lepidoptera, Gelechiidae. Gene Ontology annotation, molecular function: calcium ion binding.